AUGCGUGCAACUCAGAGUCGGCAGAAAUCCUACGCAGAUAAGAGGAGGAGGCCGCUUGAGUUUGAGGAAGGUGACCAUGUGUUCCUCAGGGUUACACCUAUAUUAAGGAAGUACAUUACAGAUCCUACUUACAUGCUAGAGGAGGAUGAUGUUCAGGUGCGGGAAGACCCGACGAUCGGAGUUGGACCAGUGAGAAUCCUGGAUUCUCAAGUCAAGCAACUCAGAGGAAAGGAGAUUCGGACUGUGAAGGUUCUUUGGGACAAGGCAACUCAGGAAAUGACGUGGGAGAUGGAAGAUGUCAUGAGGAGGUCUUAUCCACACCUAUUCCCUGAUGAUGUUGAUGCAUAUGGUCUUGGUAAGGCUUAG
Molecule: messenger RNA, 366 nt
Organism: Vigna unguiculata (cowpea)
Lineage: Eukaryota; Viridiplantae; Streptophyta; Magnoliopsida; Fabales; Fabaceae
Source: RefSeq, a predicted model, not a curated record